GACCCAGAAUUUCAGGCAGAUAGUAAAUUGAUAAUGUUAUCAUUUUAUCAGUAAAACAAGUAGAACAAACUCAUCCGCAUACACGCUCAGUAAUCAGCGUCACUGUAAACAAUGGGAUUUUCAUAUGUGUGUGUGGCUUGCUCGUUUGGUUGACAAUCGCGAUGUGUAUUCUACAUCGUCGCAUGCUGAGUUAUAUUUUCAACAAAAUCUUUUAAUUUUUGUAUUAGUUAGUCGAUUAAUUUCUAAAUGUGUUCUUUCAUUGUGACUGCCUUUCUGUGUUUUGAUUUCUAAAUAUGUGUAAUUUGCCGCCGAAGUUCCAUUCAGUGUGUCGCCUUUGUUUAUCAUUCUGUGGCGAUAAUUGCAGUGAUGUUAAACUUCCAAUAUUCGACCGUGAUAAGGAUAAAUCUCGACUUUCGGAUAUGAUAAUGACAUAUUUGUCCAUAAUGGUAUCUCCGGCGGACUUGCUCCCCCAGGUGGUGUGUGGGAGUUGUGCUCAUAAGCUUGAUGAGUUCCACACCUUCAGAGAGUUAUCACACAAAUCAGAAAGGCUACUAGAACAGUUCCUUCAGUAUGCCAAUUCACUUUCAGGCCCAAAAGAGGACAUCCUGAACAUAACCGCCUGCAAGUUAGAGGAGAUCAUCCAGCCGCUAAACGAUGACGACUACCUGCUCGACAAACACAAAUACGACACUGGCUCACCGGACUCUACAGAAGAGAUGAAGAACUUGGAGAGCCGGCAGGCGGCGGUCACACUUUUACAAAUAAAAAACUACGACCCGAACAAAUACGCUGUUAAAGCCGCGGAAGAUCAUCAUAUAGUGUUCAACAGCGUGCCGAGCUUGCCGCCUUCAGAGCGAGCGAGAGAAGUAAUGCAUUGUAAUGCCGUCAUCGACAUCAUAAGCAAGGCCGUAGCCGUAGCACAGCGCGAGAACGAGGAAUCUCACAAAUAUCCACCGAAUUAUUCAACUGUUAUCGAGCGGUCGAACCCGAACGAAGUCAGCUACACGCCCGAAUACCCUGAAGAGCAGUACAGCAAUGCUUACAGCGCGCCGCCCGCGCCCAGUCCCGGCAGCCACGAGGACCAGGAACAUAAAGAAAUGGACUUGUCACUGUAUGGAGGCGUUAAGAACGAGCCUGUCGAACAAACUGAGCCCGCAGAACAUCAAAACUCGUACUUUCACAAAGCGCUUAGCCACAAGCAAUCAAACUUCUCCGAGGAAUACAAGCAGCACGUGUUCGGGCGAUCGGGGAACAAGAAGUCGCGGGACUCGUCAGUGUACGAGGAGUGCAGUCAGAGCAGUAGUGGCUCCGACCCCGACCGGCUGCAGAUGGAUAUCUCUCAGAUGUCGCAGGAUGAUCCAGAGGAGACGCAGUCGGCGAGAUCGGCGCAGUCGUCUCCACAACCGCGGCAAGAGGGAGACGGCGACAAGGACACGCUCUGGCAAGCCCUUAACAGACAAAAUGGCCGUGGUGGAGAAGCAACCCAACUACUAAAACGGCUCAUCAACAGCAAGCACCUAGGGAUGACAGUGUCGCCUCUGCGGGCGUCCACGUCGCCCAUGCCGCUGCCCGUGCCCAACGGCGCGCAUUCACCGAACGGCGAAUGGCAGUCUCGAGCAGCGGGUCCAGCCGGCACGGCGCGCAGGAAGCAGAGCUUCCCGGCGCGCGCGCAACCCGCUCCCGCGCCUGCGCACAACGACGCCCCGCACUGGCCGGCCGCGCCCGACAACCAAGAGGCAUCGGACACGUCGACGGGCUCCCGCUCCGCGCCGCGCGUGGAGCUCGCGUGCAGCAACUGCGGCACACACACCACCACGAUAUGGCGGCGCGACGCGCGCGGCGAGAUGGUGUGCAACGCGUGCGGGCUGUACUACAAGUUGCACGGCGUGCCGCGCCCCACGGCCAUGCGCCGCGACACCAUACACACGCGCCGCCGCCGCCCGCGCCACGACAAGCAACGCAACAAAUCCCGACGCGGAGCCAACACGUGCUCGGAGCCGGCGGAGGCGCCGGUGGCAGCCGAGGCGGCGCCCGAGGAGGCGGUGCUGGCGGCGCUGCGGCGGCAGCUGCAGCCGCACCUGCUGGCCGCGCUGCACGCGCAGAACACGCGCCCGCAGGUAACACUCGUGUUGUUGUCCCACCAGGUCGGUCGCAGCGCCCCCGAGUACGACGAGGCGCCGCUGAACCUCGUGGCGUCGCACGCCGCGGCCGAGGAGACGCACUGACUGCCGUCCGUGCCCUGUGAUACGCGGACCAAGGACCCGCCCGACACUCACUAACUAACUACUGAGCUGAAUCAGGUGUUUGCAAACAGUUAUAACAGAUGUUAGAAUUUUCUUGGUACGCUUUAAGUUGUGCGAAGAUACAUUUCACGCGAUUCAAACGAAUACAAUUAUCCUCUGAUGCUCCAUCAUACGAGAAUCUGCAGUUCAAAUUGAAAUCAACAGUAUAGGAUAUUUCCUAUUUUAUUAUAUAACCAUAUUUGGUUUAAUUUAUUUUGUUUUGAAAAGAAAAGAUAUGCAACAACAUAUCGAAGUUUGCCAAGAAAAUUCAUCGCUCUCACUAGCUCGUUUCAUUAAUUCGCGUGUAAGUGUUAGCGCUUGUUUUGUAAAAGAGGCAGAACGAAUGGAGGGGUUAAGGGGUUAUAUUUCAUUAAGACAUUAUAAUAUCGUUUCUUUUACAAUGCAAACGUAACACGUCGUAUCAUAGCGAUAAAUCAAAUUCAAACGCAUAAUUCAAUAAUCUUUUUACAUUGUUAUUUAUACUAUUUAGUUAUACAAGGCCAGUGUCAAUAGACAAGACAUAACCAAGGAUUUUAAGUUUACAUUUUUAACAACGUCAGUAAUCGGGCAUUAUGUUACGAAUAUUAUACCUCCAACCUCCACACACAGUAAUGAUAUUUAUUUUGUUUGGACGAAACAUUUUGAGCAUCCAAUGUGUGUGCCUAUUCAUUAUCAUACGCUACUAAUUUUUGAGACAUUAAUACAUGUAAGCGACACGAUUCAUUACAUUGGAUUACUCAGUCAUAAAAGUAAAAUUUCAGUAUUUUAGUUACAGCAUCGAGUUCGAGUUAAGUUUGUUCGGUAACGUUCGUCCGUUUAAUGCGGUUCGUAUACUUUACGUGGAUGAUGUGUGAGGUUUAUUGUUAAUAUUAUAAAGAGAUGUAUGGUCCCGAGGCACCGAGCGCACUCGGGACCUUGUCCUAUCGAAAAACUAUCACGAAUAUUUUGUCGUGUGUGGUUUUAUUUUAUGAUAAGCACACAAGGCCCGCUCUAUUAAGCAUACCUUACAAUUAUUAAUGGCAAGUAACAUAUUACAUAUUAUUUAUUAUAUACAAGUGGUAAGCGCCAACAGCCAACUGUUGGUAGUAAUUUUACGAUUGUAUCGUGUGCCUCUGUAGGCCGGGUCGCGGGCCGAAUGCCAAUUGAAACGCAAAAAUGAAAUCUCGUACGAUAGGAACACAAUGAUAAAUAAGUAUAUUAAGCCUUGCCUUAAAAUGCUCUCUUAUUGAUGAAAUUAUUUAAACGGUUACCUUUUUCAGGACGCAAGUAUUCGUAGAAAUACGUAAUUUAAGAUAUUGUAAAUUUUAUUAUUUACAUAGUACCUAGGAGCGUUAAAGAUAAAUCAUAAAUUAUAGCGUUUAAUUUAUUUCCCAUUUCGGUCAGUAUUUAAAAGUAAGUAUUUUUUCUGUCGAGUAUUGCCUUAGUUCUUUAAGGUUACAACGUUAAGAAGCAAUAAUGACAAAUGAGUAUCUACUUAUCGUAACGUAUACGUUAUGCGAACCAUUUAUGUAUUUUGAUGAAUUGUAAGGUAGGUUAUAGAUACCGUUCAAUAGCUUCGUCGCAAUGUUGUACUAGAGCAGAUUAAAAGUUUUCAAUAAUGAACAGUUGCCUUCGUAUAAUAUACUAAUCUACAUUUUAAAUGACAUAGUUUUUUCGGCAUUAUUAAAAUAGAUAAAUAAUUUAGAUACUAUUUUUAUGUUAGGAACAUAAUUUUCUAAUGUGUGGAUAUAUUCAUGCAUUCGCGAAUGUGGAAACAUUCAACAACAGCGAACAACCAAAACGUCGAGGCAUUAUGUGUUUAAAUUUACCGUGAACACCUCAUCGUGGUCAGUGUCUAUUAUAUUUAUAGCAAAAGGCAUUUACGUUAUGUACUCAUCGCGUAUGUUCAGUUGUUGCCAGGCGCGCGCCGCCUGUUCGCCGUCCCUUUACUUGAUAUUCUCUACUUAAUUUAGUUGUAUUGAAUUCGUGUUUAGUGUCACCCCCACGGGCCAGUAAUAGACAGUCUAUGAGACGUUGUGAUACCUUAGCUAGCGGCCGCGACGCGAGCGCGAGGUUCGCGGCCGAGUGAUCCUCUUGCAGCUACUUUUGUCCUCUUUGUCACGUUAGACGCGUUAAGCUUACCGUAUUUUAUAGCUUUAAAAUUGAGAUUAUUUAUUGUUUACUAUAUUGGGAUUACCGUAUGUACUCGUAUAGGCGUUCGUCAGUGUGGUAGUGUUUACUGCUUAGUAUUGCUUACUCUUACUCGACGAGGCGAUGGUAGUCUUCUUGACAAUAAAGUUUCUUAACUUAUAGGAUUAAAAUUAAACUAUUCUCAAAUUAUGCUCUCUAUCGAACUUUUCUAGCUCUCUGUCGGAUGAUAUUAAAAAUAGAUCUGUGAAUGAUAUUGAGGGAAAUGCACGCCGAAGUGCUUAUUUUUUAUGGGGAAUCUUUUUUGUGGAAAAUAAUCUCGACCGAAGAGUCAUUCUCGGCACCUGCUGCUAUAGCUGCUGGCAUUAUUGAUACAGUAUUAUUUUAUUAAAUUUUAUCAUUGUACAUGUCUUAGGUUUAUUAUUAUUUAAUAUUUUUGUAGUUUUAAUAAUUGACGUCUGUUAUUAUGCUAUUGGUAUCAGGUGAAUUCUCUCUUGUCAAGUACACAAUAACAAUGUUCCUUAUGAAAAUGUUUUUAAUCAAUUAUUUAUUGAACUUGUUAAAUCAACUUCCCUCAUGUUUCCUUACUGGGACCGUAGCAUUAACGAGUAGUGACGCCUUUAGAUCUUCCAAUUCGGUUAUUUAUAAUUUAGGUUAAUUUAUGAAUAUCUUAAGAAUUUGAUGAACAAUGUAUAUCGAUAUUUAGUUACUAACAAACCGGUUGUGUUGUGUGUGCUUAUGCUCUAACAAGCAUGUGUUUGUGAUUUUAUUUAUGCCGUUCUGUUCCGUGGAUUCGGCUGCAGACAGCGACCUUACUGACGUGUAUUAUUGUAAUUUAUGCUGAAAUAUUGGCUACGAAACUCUUUGAAAUUCCAAUUAUAUUGAACACCGUUUCUCAAUACAUACUAAAGACUGACAGACGCGCGCUAUGCUUUCAGAACCUUCUGCACCGCUAGCAAAGUAGCGUAUUUCCUGUCCGCCAAGCGUGCGUCUCUGUCGAACUAGUUUCAAAUGGAUUUAUUAGAAAGAGCUGGCUAACUGAAGCUAGACACAAACGCUACUGUGAUAAGUUGACGUGCAUUGUGUGUAUUAGUUUGUGCAACAGCGCUCUCUCUCUCUCAAGUGGCGUUCUAAAGAUGACAGAAGUAUUGUAAUUAUAAUGUGAUAUUUGUUUGAGAAUGUAAGUGCGUGUUUCCGAAAAGCAAUAACAUUGUGAUAAGUGAAUGAGCAUUGUUUGCGAAACUCAGGUUUAUUCUGAAUGUAAUGAUACUGUCAAUUAAUGUCUUAGGAGCGCUCAAGCCCACGGGCGUCGCAUAACAUGUGAUUAUACAACUAAAUAAGCAAUAACGUUAUCAUUUCUUUAUACAUUAUACCUAUACAUUCAGAUACCUUGAGCUAGUUCGUUCGAUCCACUCAUUUCCGAUUGUCGAUUGAAUAACUACGUGUUCAAUACUGAGAUUUAAAAUGAAAAAUGUAAUUAUUUCAAAUGUAAUUUAAAAUUAAAAAGCAAUAAUUUCGAAUAGAACGCUUAGGAGGACCAUUAGUAAACGAUAAAUUUGUCGUCAAAACAUGAUCUAUGUAUCAACAUAUAUAUAUAUAUUUGUAUAUUGUGUAAGUUUCAGCAUAAAUUAUCCACUGAGAUUGUGAGCACGUGCGGAAUACUCAUUGUGAAACAUUAAUUAUUGUUGUAUAGAUGAUAAAUAAUGUGACUUACGCAGGGAUGGAUACUUAAAUUAUUAAAAUUUUAACUGAUAUAUUGGCUAUGUAGUGAGUAGAAUAUUUUUUUACAAAUAAAUGAUAGCAUCUA
Molecule: messenger RNA, 6216 nt
Organism: Cydia strobilella
Lineage: Eukaryota; Metazoa; Arthropoda; Insecta; Lepidoptera; Tortricidae
Gene: GATAd
Exons: 9
Coding region: 294-2225 (643 amino acids)
Biological process (GO): negative regulation of transcription by RNA polymerase II; positive regulation of transcription by RNA polymerase II
Cellular component (GO): nucleus
Molecular function (GO): RNA polymerase II cis-regulatory region sequence-specific DNA binding; zinc ion binding; DNA-binding transcription factor activity, RNA polymerase II-specific
Source: RefSeq, a predicted model, not a curated record